AUGGAACCACGACAGCUCUUCAGCGACCCGACGGCCGAUCCGAUAUCUACCGCCGGGGCCGCCAGCAAUGCUCUCAGCUGCGCUUCUUUCAACCUCCCCGAAGGAGGCAUUCUCCAACUCCCCAAUGGCGAGAUCAUUACGCUUAGCGCUCCGGCCGCCUUCAAACCGCCAUCAUGCAAUCUCGCCCUUCGUUCCGUUCCCAACAUUAUUGCUUCUGGCGGAGUCGUAGGGAGGACUGCAAGUGGCACCAUGGGACUGAAAGCAGAUGACGACUCCCACUUUUCGGACUGGCGUGAUCCGUUCUAUGCGUCGACGUUUCCGCAAUGCUACGCUCUUGCGGCGACGACCAUUAUCGCAUAUACUUUGGUUAUCAUGCUCUUCAUCACGCCGAGGUCAUUUCUUGAUGGCGGAGUGGUUGUUCUGGGACGCAAAGGGUUCACAAAUGGCGGCGGCGGCACCAGCAUCGGAGGACGUCCUUGGUUGCAGAAAGUUGCAGCUCUCUCGGUCGCCAUUUCACUGACCAUUGCCAACGCAGCCACGUUUCGCGCCGCCGAGCAACAGUAUUCCUGGGGGGUUCAAAACGCCAAACAACUACAAGAAGAUGUUCUUGGUGGGGCCGAACUCAAAAUCAUCCGCAUUAUAUCCGACACCUUUCUAUGGCUCGCCCAAGCGCAAACUCUGAUUCGUCUGUUCCCGCGCCAGCGAGAAAAGGUGAUUAUUAAAUGGACGGCUUUUGCGCUCAUCACGUUGGACGUCAUUUUCCAAUCACUCAACAGCUUCAAAUAUGGUGGUUCCGACCUUACGCGGCCCAAGUUCACCGAGGCUGUGCCUGCCCUUAGUUAUCUGUUCGCCCUCGCUCUGGGGGUUCUCUAUGCUGCUUGGGUGUUAUACUACUCGAUUAUGAAGAAGCGGUACGCGUUUUACCACCCCUUGAUGAAGAAUAUGAUCCUCGUGGCUGUCCUGUCCGUGGUCUCCAUUCUCGUUCCUGUUGUGUUCUUCAUCCUCGAUAUAUCGAAACCUGACUUCGCGGGCUGGGGAGACUACGUCAGAUGGGUGGGGGCUGCUGCUGCUAGUGUCAUUGUCUGGGAAUGGGUAGAGAGAAUCGAAACAUUGGAAAGGGAAGAAAAGAAGGAUGGAAUAUUGGGAAGAGAAGUGUUCGAUGGAGACGAGAUGCUCGAGGCAUCACAAUCGGAACAUGCCUGGCCAAAGAUGAAGAGAAAGGGUUCGGGCGGUUCGGAUUCGCAGGAUACGGAAAGUGGUGGAGGUGGCAAGGACGGCGGGCCAAGCCUGUCGAGGUUUGGUGCUUGGUCGAAGAUUAGCACCUUGACAUCAAAGCACCGCACCGAGCCCAGCUCUAGAAACGAGCCUAACGAGGGAAGCUCGCCGGUGGCGGAAACUACAAAUGACGACGAGAGGCCACGGUUCUUAUCACCGCCGUUAUGGCCCGCACGACCAACUCCGGCAGCUACGUCAGUGAGCCGGACGGACACCACUAGCGCCGCGAGUACCAUGUACGCUGUCAGGUACCAUACCAUGACAGACCUGACAUCGUAUGGUACGCCACCACCGACACGCAAUAUGGGGCGCUUGUCGGGGAGCGAGAGUCGUGGUUCCAGUCGACAUAGAGACUAUGGGAGCGCGAGUCCCGGCUCAGCGCCUGCUCAGGAUGCUCGCUCAACACAAAACUCCCAUGUGGGGGCAAAAGCCUCAUCAGCAGGAAGCAGAUGGCACGCACUUGCACCAACAGUUUCGAGCAGGGAUUUCGUAACGCGUUCGGAGCCACGAAGCAGCAAGAUGCAGCGCGACGAGAAUUCUCGAUGGGAUCUCCGCGCUAGAGUUGAGGAGUUCGCAGCAACCCAAGCCGAGAAUCUACGCGAGAAGUUCCGCCCAACUCUGGAUACCAACAACUUGCCCGUCACCGUUAUCCCCGCGCCACCGCGAAGAGGCGCCGCCAUCGCCCAGCUCUGUGAGGAUGAAGAGCUUAAUCAUUCAUCAAGGGAGGGAACGGUUAGGGAAGAGAGCCGGAAUAGCAACGCUUCGGGAACGGUGGUUGCGGUAGGGGGGAGUCAGACGCCGAUACAAACUCCUUUUUCUCCUCCACCACGAGCGGCAAACAGCAGCAUGAGCACAGCGCAAAUGUCCCGGCCACAACUGAGUCCCAUCGUUACCCAGGGCUCAUUUACCAACAACAGGUAUAACCACCUGCCUGUGACGGUGAUACCAGCUCCACCACGGCAAGACCCAGCCAGAGCACCGUCGCAGCCGCAGUCACCGUCGCUAGUUGCUCUGGGUAAGCAACCAGCGAGAAGCGACUCCUCAACGACACCGUCUCCUUGACACGGCUGGCACGCCUUUUCUAUCUAUCAUCCUUGGGUAUUUUUGGGAUUGUUUCUACAUUUUUCUAUAGGAGAUACCACAUGUUACUGCAUUGUUUCGGCGUCUAGCGAGGAUCAAAAAAGGGCGUUUAGGAUGGAAGGUCGUAGGUGAGGUGGUCACCAUCACCGUCGGAAUGUUCGGGGCCCGCGGAAGGGGGAAGUGAGAGGCUACCAUAUAUGGUAUAUGUUUGGUCGUACAUUCAAUGGCAACUUUCUUGGAUGUUCA
Neurospora tetrasperma FGSC 2508 is the source of this 2601-nucleotide messenger RNA. RefSeq lists its product as uncharacterized. Gene Ontology annotation, cellular component: plasma membrane. The record is from RefSeq and is a predicted model, not a curated record. Lineage: Eukaryota; Fungi; Ascomycota; Sordariomycetes; Sordariales; Sordariaceae. The transcript has a single exon. Bases 1 to 2337 code for a protein of 778 amino acids. Gene Ontology annotation, biological process: cellular response to pH.